Gasterosteus aculeatus aculeatus (three-spined stickleback) is the source of this 1271-nucleotide messenger RNA. Lineage: Eukaryota; Metazoa; Chordata; Actinopteri; Perciformes; Gasterosteidae. The record is from RefSeq and is a predicted model, not a curated record.
CCGGGUCGGUGGCUCCGUUUCUCCAAGCAGCAGUCACUCGCGACGCGCGCGCAAAGAAGGAAAAUGCCAAGAUGGCUCUGCAACAACACUAGAGAAUAACGCCAGCUGACGUUCCGUGCGUUGACGGGGAAAAUUGUGGAAACACCAGGAAUGAAAUGGGUUCCCGCAGCAACAGUUCAGAAAAGGCAACGACUGAGGAGGGAGACGUUUACGGACGUUUUGCGCUCGUCAAAGCUGGGAUUUUAGGUUUGGUUUUUCUUCUUGCAACAUGUGGAAAUAUUUUUUUCUUGUGCAUACUUUGGAAGAGGCGAAAAAGAAACACAAAGACCCAGCUGUUCCUUCUACACCUGUGCCUGGCAGAUCUGGUGGUCGCUUUUUUCCAAGUCUUGCCGCAGUUUCUCAUGGAAAUUACGCACCGGUUCCGAGGCACUGACUUCCUGUGCCGGUUGGUGAAAUACUUGCAGGUGGUCGGGAUGUUUGCCUCCACGUACAUGAUAGUGGCCAUGACCAUAGACCGGUACCAUGCGGUUUGUAGACCGAUGGUUUCCUUCUUGAAGGGCUCGUUUAGGAGGUACCUGUCCAUAGGGGCGGCGUGGCUAAUCUCGCUCGCCUUCAGCGCUGCACAAAUCUCCAUCUUCUCUCUGCAGGAGGUGCAGGAGAACCAGUACGAAUGCUGGGCUACAUUCAUCGAACCGUGGGGGAGCCGGAUCUACAUCACCUGGAUCACCAUGUCGGUGUUUGUCAUCCCCGCAGUCAUCGUGCUCUACUGCCAAAUACGAAUAUGCACAACCAUCUACUUCAACAUGAAGAGAAAGGCGCUGCAGGCAGUGCGCGCGGGCACCAAGGGGGUGUCCAAGGGGGUCUCCAGCGCCAUGCUGAAGACUGUCAAAAUGACAUUUGUUAUUAUCAUGACAUACACAGUGUGUUGGAGCCCAUUCUUUGUUGUCCAGUUGUGGUCGGCGUGGAGCCCCAGCAGCACGCCUACUCAAGGUUUGUCAAAGCCCAGUGUUUGCCAUCAUUAUGCUGCUGGCCAGCCUCAACAGCUGCACCAACCCGUGGAUUUAUCUCUACUACAGCUGAAGAAAAACCUCAUGCACCAUUGCAGACGAUCCAUAUCAAAAGGUCAUUUAAGAUACACCCCCCACGCCUGGCGAACUCCACAUUAACUUCGUGUUAAGUCUAUAUGUUGUUGUCUUAAUCUGACUAGAUAUGUGUCUGCAUGAGUACUGCCAGUUAAUGUUGGAUGUCAUGAAUAAAACACCAGUCAUGCA